AUGCACGGACGAAAUCUAAAACAACACAUUAGCCAAAAAUUGGCAGAUCUAUGCAAAUUGUAUGGACCGGUGGUCACCGUAUGGGUCGGUCCGCUCCCAAUCGUAUUGAUCAGUGAUCCGGAUAUUGUUAAACAAGCGUUUAGUAAACUUGAAUGCUUUGGAAAAUUUCAAGCAAUAUUUGGUAAUAUUUACAACACCCAUAAACAUUAUGAUGUGGCCCUAAACAAUCACUUCGAGAGUUGGCAAUGGCUUAGAAAAAUGACUCACUCAGGCAUUAGGUUUGACCAGAAAAUGAGCACUAAAUUUCAAUAUGCUAACAUAGUUCUUACACAAGACGUUAGAAAUUCAUACGCAAUCUACGAGUAUAUACCCAUAUUUCGAUAUUUUAUGUCCAAUCCAUUGGAAAAAUUACAACAAAUAUAUAACGAGUGCUUUAAUUACACAAUUAAUGAAUUGAAAACCCGUGAAAAUAAUUACGACGAGAGUAAUGAACGAGAUUUUUGCGAUCAGUUUAUCGGCGCUAACCGUAGGGCAGAGUUGAAAAGAAAGCCGGGGUUUGAGUUUUUGAAUCGUGAUAACAUUGCGGCAGUAAUUAUGGACAUUUAUUUGGCGGGACCUGAUACCACAUCUCAUCAACUCUUAUGGCUAAUAUUAUUGAUGACAUAUUAUAGCGAUUGGCAAAAUGUUAUGCGACAAGAGAUCGACGAUAAAUUGGGCGAUAGGGCGCCGGUUGUGGACGACAAACAAUGUUUGCAUAAUGUAAUGGCAUUUCUAUAUGAAACGGUUCGUUAUAGAAACGCCGCACCGAUUGCCUCACCACAUAUGGCUCUGGAAGACACGACAAUAGGCGGUAUAUAUCCAAUUCCUAACAAAACAAUAGUAAUUCAACAUUCAUAUAGUAUACUGAAAGAUGAUAAAUAUUGGCCAAAUGGUGAGCAAUUCAGUCCGGCACGUUUUCUAGACGACCAUGGGUGUUUCAGAUCACAACGCUCUUCAGCGUACAUACCGUUUGGUACGGGUAUGCGGAAGUGCCCUGGUGAAUCAAUCGUAAUCAAUGGUCUGUUUCUAAUUAUGGUAAAGUUUCUUCAGUACACUCGCAACCAUACAAUACGACUGACCGACAAAUAUUAUACACCAGAGAGCAUAGAACCCAAUCGCGACGGAAAUGCAUUG
Messenger RNA from Medioppia subpectinata, 1173 nucleotides. Lineage: Eukaryota; Metazoa; Arthropoda; Arachnida; Sarcoptiformes; Oppiidae. The record is from the annotation of a GenBank genome assembly.